AUGGACAUUGCUCAUCCGUCUGUUGGGUGGGAGAGCGUGGGCGAUAAGUGGUUUCGCAAGACGCAGCUCUACACCGAGGUGUUUGACCAGGAUCUCGACCUCGACAACCAUAUUGUUGCCGGGGCACCCAACGGCGGUGCUUUAGCCAUCUAUCGUGAUGACACAAAAAUCCAAGCGUACAGAGCGCAGAAGUCUGCUAAGCCGAGUAUCGAUAUUUACAGCUAUGCCGGCAAAAAGUUACGCAGUAUUGCCUGGGAUAAAGGAUCCAUCAAGGGCAUAGGUUGGUCUGAAGAUGAGAGCCUCCUCAUCGUGACGGCCGAUGGUACCGUCAGGGUGUAUGAUCUUCAGGGCGAGUUCACACAGUUCUCCCUGGGGAAUGGUGCUGAUAAUUACGGUGUCACUUCAUGCAGGUUCUACGAUCAUGGCAUGGUGGCUCUGCUCACCAACAAUGCCCUCAUUUCUGUCACAUCAUAUUCGGAGCCACGGCCGAAGCUGCUUGCUUCACCGCCAGAGGGCGAGAUCCACGGCUGGGCCAUCAUGACUCCUGCCCAUACACUUUCACGGUCCAUCGAGGUGCUGCUCAGCAUUGGCCAGACCCUGUAUGUUGCCGACGCCACGGAAUGCGAGGAUCGUUUUCUCGAUAUAGGCCCCUUCAGCCACGUCAGUGUAUCCCCUGAUGGUGGCCUUAUCGCUCUCUAUACAGAGAGCGGCAUCGCCCACGUAAUUGCAAGCGACUUUCAGGAAAGACUCGUGGAAUACAGCAGCCACUCAAAGAUACCACCGAAGUAUGUCGAGUGGUGCGGCGCCGAUGCCCUCAUCGCUUGGGAGGACGAAGUGCAUUUGAUCGGGCCUGACAAUGCAUCCGCCACCUUCUUCUACGAUGGUCGUGUUCAUGCCAUCUCAGAACACGACGGCGCGAUCCUGUUCACAAACGACGUUUGUGAUUUUGUCGAGCGUGUACCACGCAGCACAGAGCAAGUCUUUGGCGCGAGAACAGAGUCAUCCGCCGCAUCGAUACUCCUGGAUGCUGUUGGCCAGCUGGAGAUCCAAUCUCCCAAGGCAGACGACUACAUCCAGCUCAUCAGACCAAAUCUGACAGAGGCAGUCGACACGUGCGUGAAUGCAGCCGGUCGCGAGUUUAGCGUGCACUGGCAGAAGCAGCUGCUCAAGGCUGCAUCCUUCGGCAAGUCGGUGCUCGACAUUUACAACAGUGAUGACUUCGUCGACAUGUGCGAGACGCUUCGUGUUCUCAAUGCUGUGCGGUUCUUCGAAGUCGGACUUCCCCUCUCUUUUGAGCAGUACCAGCGGCUCACACCGGAGGGUCUCAUCAACAGACUGCUCAGUCGUCACGAGUACCUUCUCGCCUUGAAAAUUGCUGGAUACCUCCACCUACCCACCGACCGUAUCUACGUCCAUUGGGCUUCAGCAAAAGUUCGCGCUGGGACUGAAGACGACGACACGAUCUGCCGCAUGAUUGUCGACCGUCUGUCGGGAAAGCCAGGCAUUUCUUUUGAAGAAAUAGCCCGCGCCGCCUACGAUGAGGGUCGCAGCCGUCUCGCGACCGAGCUGCUCAACCACGAACCACGCGGCGGCCGCCAGGUGCCUCUCCUCCUGAGCAUGGAAGAGGAUGAGCUUGCCCUGGACAAAGCCAUUGAGAGUGGCGACUCGGAUCUCACGCUGACUGUUCUUCUCGAGAUGAAAAAGAAAUUGCCCCUGGCCGCCUUCUUCCGCGUCAUCAACGCUCGCCCUGCCGCCACAGCUCUCGUCGAGGCUUCCGCUGCCCGAGAAGCCGACAACGCCCUCCUCAAGGACCUUUACUACCAGGACGAUCGCCGCAUCGACGGUGCCGGCGUCUUCGUGCGGGAGUCACUCCACCAGCCCGAUGCCCGCACGGCGGCUGACAAGCUGGCAUUGGCUGCGAAACUGCUGUCCGAUUCAAAGGAUUCUUCCUUUGAGGUCCGCGCGUUGAAGGAAGCGACGACACUUCUGAGGGUACAAGAGUCGUUUGACCGAGAUCUGACGGAUUCGUUCACUGGCUUGAGCGUCAAUGACACCAUGUUCAAGCUGAUUCGGCUGGGCUAUCACGGCCGCGCGAAGAAGAUUCAAAACGAGUUCAAGGUGCCGGACCGGGUCGCGUGGUGGAUUCGUCUCCGCGCAUUGGUUGCAAAGCGUGACUGGAACGAGAUUGAGGAGCUGUCCAAGACCAAGAAGAGUCCUAUUGGCUGGGAGCCAUUUUUCAAUUUGACCCUACAAGCUGGUAAUCCAAAGCUGGCCGCGGCCUUCAUCCCCAAGUGUACAGGGCUUGAGCCCGGGUCCACGGUGACCAUGUAUGAGAAGUGCGGCAUGCGAGUCAAGGCGGCAGAGGAAGCGGUGCGGCUCAAGGACGCGGAGGCGUGGGCGCGGCUGCUCGAGGCGGCAGGGAAGAACACGUCUGAAGGCAGAGAGAUUGAGAAGCUUGGACAGGCCGUGUUCAAGCGGUGA
Verticillium nonalfalfae is the source of this 2481-nucleotide messenger RNA. RefSeq lists its product as uncharacterized. Gene Ontology annotation, molecular function: actin binding. Gene Ontology annotation, cellular component: cytoplasm; endosome; lysosomal membrane. Gene Ontology annotation, biological process: endosomal transport; intracellular protein transport; vacuole fusion, non-autophagic. NCBI's taxonomy places the organism in Eukaryota, Fungi, Ascomycota, Sordariomycetes, Glomerellales, Plectosphaerellaceae. The record is from RefSeq and is a predicted model, not a curated record. The coding region runs from base 1 to 2481 and encodes 826 amino acids. The transcript is spliced from 6 exons.